Paramecium tetraurelia is the source of this 534-nucleotide messenger RNA. RefSeq lists its product as uncharacterized. Lineage: Eukaryota; Ciliophora; Oligohymenophorea; Peniculida; Parameciidae. The transcript has 4 exons. The record is from RefSeq and is a predicted model, not a curated record. The annotation marks the transcript as partial.
AAAGCCGGUAGAUGGGAUACUUUUUUUUUUUUUAUUAUCUCAAAAAACUAUGAAUAGAUUUGUGGUGGAACUUACGAGGAGUCAGAAGAUGGAUCAAUAAAAAUUGGAAAAUGGGUUGAGUUGAUCAAAGAGUUCAAAAAAUCAUAAUAAAUUUCGUAUAGGGGUGAAUAUAAAAAAGGUAAAAAAGUUGGUAUUUGGGAUACCUGGUAUAAUAGCGGUGGGAUAUCAUAAAAAAAUUAGAUAAUGGUUGGGGGAUUAUAUGACAAAAUGAAGAAUAUAUAUAUUUUACUCUCUUUUUCCGGCAACAAAGAGGUUCAGGAGCUAACAUUUUCUCAACUUAUGUGUAUAAUGUCGAAAUCCAAUUACUUGUCAAACAUCAAUGUAUGCUUCUUCCCUGUUAAGGUUGCUCUCUAACAAUAAAAUUACUUAUUACACAAGUCAAACAUAGAAAAUGAUGGCAGACUUGAUAAUCAUUAUGUUAAAAUAUCUAUUGCAGACAUAGCAUAUCAAUUAGGCAUGAAUAGAUAUGUUUGA